Pedinophyceae sp. YPF-701 is the source of this 843-nucleotide messenger RNA. NCBI's taxonomy places the organism in Eukaryota, Viridiplantae, Chlorophyta, Pedinophyceae. The record is from the annotation of a GenBank genome assembly.
AUGAAACGAGCGUUCGGAGGGGCCAUAGACGACGACGAUGGCGUUUUUGGGCGAAAGCGCCAGCGGCCCCCUCUCCCGGGCGUCGCGAAGGCCCAGGACGAUGUCCCGGAGUCGUUUCGCGGCACGGACUUCUCCGCGUGGAGCACUGGCCAGCUGCGCGAGUUCCUGGACCGGAGGGGCUACGACUACGACGACUGUGUGGACCGGCACGACCUCCUGAUGCGGCGGGCGGUGCGGUGCGAGUACGAGUCGGGCCCCGCUGCGGCCCCUGCGCCCGGGACGGCGGCGGCGGAGGACGAGGACAACGGCGAGGACCUCGACGCGUUCAUGGCGGAGAUCAAGCAGGCCGCUACGCGCGACAAGGCCGCUGCGGGACUGAACCAGAGAGCUGGCGGCGACAAGAGCGCUUUAGGCGUGGACGAGGACGACGGGCUGGGGGACUUCCUCGACGCCAGGGAGAAGGGCAAGCUGACGAGCGCGAUCGGGAAGGCAGCUACGCGGCAGGCGCUCGGGAAGCCCCCGCAGGAGCCAGCAGCUGACUCAGGGGUGGAGUACGACGCCAGUGGCAACGUGGUUGCGCGCAAGAGAGACGUCGAGCCGCUGGCGCCCGUCGACCACACGCAGAUCGAGUACCCGGACUUCGAGCGCGGCGGCGGCUACACGGAGCACCCCGAAGUCGCCGCCAUGACGGACGGCGACGUCGGGGCGCUGCGGCGGCGCAUGGAGAUGCGCGUGGCGGGGGAGGAGGUGCCGCGGCCCGUGGCGCGGUUCUCGCAGUGCGGCUUCACGCGGGACAUCAUGGCGGCGAUUGAACGUGCCGUGACACUGUCUGCUGCGUCAUGA